Mytilus trossulus (common blue mussel) is the source of this 1649-nucleotide messenger RNA. Its product is annotated as E3 ubiquitin-protein ligase rnf213-beta-like. The record is from RefSeq and is a predicted model, not a curated record. The transcript is spliced from 7 exons. The coding region runs from base 318 to 1649 and encodes 443 amino acids. Gene Ontology annotation, molecular function: ubiquitin-protein transferase activity; ATP hydrolysis activity. Lineage: Eukaryota; Metazoa; Mollusca; Bivalvia; Mytilida; Mytilidae.
AAAAUAGCUGGGGAUGUGUUGAACAAUUUAUACAAUACAUGGGGUGAUGAAAAAAGCCUCAUUGUUUGGCAGCAGAGGAAAUUUUAUGUAUUGCUGUUGACUGGUUUGCAAAAUGUUUAGCCAUAAGAGAGUCACAGGGUGAAAAAGGAACCUAUACAAAUCAUCUUGCAUGUUAUCAACUUCACAGAGAUAAAAUCAAGAGCACAUUGAUAAAUGAACAGUAUUAUGGUCAUGAAGUCUUCUUCCUGAAGCUUUGGAAUAAAGCAUUAACAUUAAAGAUACCAGAGGCUAAAAUCAGAGACAACUUUUUGAAUUUCAUGAAAGACAACUUGGAGUCUUGCCUUGACAGGAGAUCAGUAGGCACUGAAGUAAAGCUAAUAGAAAUUUACUGUGAAAACAUAGAACUAUUUGGUGAUAGCAUGCAAGAGAUUUUGAGUAAAUUAGCAUACAAAGCUGUUGAAAAAGGUAGCAGUUUGUACUUUGGUACCAGUAUUAGGGGAGCAGCACUGAUGAGAUUCGGUACUCUACUUUCUCAAGUAUUUGAAAGGAGUAUGGAUCUGCAUCAACUGAGUGACCAACCCAAAAUAUUGGACUAUACCUUGAACUGUGCACCAUUUUCUAUACAUGUGAAAAUAUUUUAUCAUGAAGAAUAUUCCAAAUCCUUGAGUAGUACCAGUUCAGCUUUAAUGAGUUCUUUUGUUGAGGUCAUAAAACAAGCUUCUGAGGCUUUAGCACAUGGUCAGAUUUUAAUACAAGAUUUACAGACAAUUCUGGGAAAAGUUGAUCAUUUCAAAUCUGUUGUUGCUGAAAUUAAAGACAAUCCCAUCAGGCCUGAUUACCUUAUUGCAACACUAGCACUUAGAGAGAAAGAACUUUAUGGCUACCAAACAACAUUGAAGAUAGUUCAGGACUUUGUUUACAUGUGUACAAGAUUUAAAGGUAAUACUCGAAAAUUGGAAGAUAAAAUUAAAUGUUUUGAAAAGCUAGAAAAUAUUAGUUUGAACUUAUUGUGUAAAGUUGCAAUGCUAAACGAGACCAAACAUCCUGAUGAGUACCAACCAACUGUCAUUGCAUUUGAAUUGGAUGAACAUGUUGUUCAGACAAUACCACAUGUACUAAAAUGUGGUCAAGGACUUUUGUUCAUAACCCUAUGGGAUAAAAGAGGAAAUGAAUUAGCAAAACAGAAAGGCAAAGCUUUAGAUUUGGAUGAAAUCUUGACAGAAGUUUGGGAACCAACAUACAAAUUUUGGAAUGAUUUGUGUACAAGGCUGAAAAAUGGAGAUUUAAAAUUUUCUGAAUUUGAGAAAUACUUCAAGACAACAGAUAUGGAAACUCUGAGAAAUGAACUGAUGAAAUUGAGUCAGGAUGGAAACCCUCAAUGGAUUGAUGUUAGGUUGGAUCAAGUUGAAAAAUACAGAAAUCUGCAGAGUUGUUUAUUUGGUGCAAGAGCUAUAAUGGAAGUGGUCAAGGAAUUUGAAUUGACAGGAAAUUUCAAUCAGAUUUUAGAAAUACUUAAAAAAACUGGUGAUUCUGAUACAAAAAUGAAUACAUUGGAUGACAACAUGAUGAAAACCUGUAAAAUAUUAACAGGAAUUGAUGAAGAUAAAGCCAAAAGUCUAGAACAUUUAUUGCCUGUAAACUGCUGGUAG